AUGGUUCGAGGCGUGUUUGGCGCGGCCUCAACCUCGGCGGUGCUCGCCCUCCCCGUCUUGACACUUUUACCAUCCACUUUUGCGGAUGCGGACAGCAGACAAGAUCACUACCGACAUAAUCAUACCAGCUCGCUCUCCUCAUUCUCACCACCAUCGAUCUCUCCGACUCCGACAGCAAGCGCUUCCGCCUCCGACCCCAGCGCGUCCUUGAACGCGACCACAGCGUCGGAUUUCGACACCAUCCUCCAACGUCGACUCACAUUCGCCAUCCGCUCAGCCGGAGACGCCUCAAGCGUCGGCACCUGGCUCGAUACCCUCUCACCUGAAGGCACAUGGCCCGAUGUCGACUACACUACGGGCUGUCCGGCGCAGAGGGCGAACUGGCCUGCGGAGGUCCAUUGGGAGCGUAUCGUCACACUCGCGGCGGCUUGGAAAGGCGGGCUACCUGGUGGGGAUCAGUGGGUCGGCGACGAGGAUCUUGAGAGCGGGUUCUUGUCCGCGAUGGACUACUGGUUCGACAACGACUUCAACGCUACGGACUGUCUUGCCUUCGGAGGUAAUGCCACGUACGGCAACUGUCCUUGCGGCACACCUGGCCUCUGGAACUCGAACUGGUACUCGAACGUCAUCGGCGUACCCACAUUCAUCGGUCAAGCCUGCGUGCUCGCGAACUCGACUCUGGAUGACGCACAAGCCGACAGCUGCAACAACAUCCUCGGGCGAAGCUUCGAGGUGUACUUCAACGCCAGCAUCAACCCUGCCUACUCUAAUGGAGCGAAUGGGCUGUUGCUAGCAGCGAUUGGCGUCGACUAUGCGCUCAUGUCGAAGAAUGUGACGGUCAUGGAGGAGACGUAUCAGCAGGUCGACAAGCAGCUUGUGCUUGUACCGGAGAUCAAAACGGAUGGCAUCAAGCCAGAUGGAAGCUUCGGCCAGCACGGCGGAUUACUAUAUACCGGCAACUACGGGAAGGACUUCGCGAACAACGUUAUGGCACUCGAAAUCGAAGCGGGUGGCACCGAGUUUGCGGCGAACGAGACAGGUAUCGACGCAUUCGAGACGUUCUGGGACGGAAAUCAGUGGAUGGUGGUGUAUAACACCUUGACGGGCGUCUUACAUUGGGAUCUGUCUGUUGUUGGCCGCAUGAUAUCCUUCCCCGUCUUCGACGAUCAAGCGACCGCCAGUUUGAAAAUUAAUCUGACGGACUUACUGGCUCUAGGCGAACUAUGGAACUCGUCGACACUCGAGGGCGUGUACUCUAGCCUCGAGAAGAACGUCACCACAGCCAACGCCGGCCAUCUCAUCGGCAACCGCGUCUUCCGCGACAAUGACUACGUCGUGCAACGUGGGAGGAACUACGUCACCACACUCAAGAUGUACUCGGACCGCACGUUCAACACCGAGUGCGUCAAUGCGGAGAACCCGUACGGUUUCCAUCUGGCGGACUUCACGCUGUACACCUACGUGAAGGGUAAUGAGUAUGAAGAUAUUGCGGGUGGCUGGGACUGGAACUUGAUACCGGGUACCACGACUGACUAUGGGAAUACUCCGCUCGACUGUGACAAUGCUUCCUUUACCGGCCUCCAAUCCUUCGUUGGCGGCGUAUCAACAGGGAAGAUCGGCGCUGCGGCCAUGAAGUAUACGAACCCCCUCACCCUCGACCUAAGCUGGAACAAGGCGAUCUUCUUCCUGCCAGACGAUACGCAAGUCGUGAUGGUGAACAACAUCAGCUCGACAUCGCCGAAUGCAAGUGUCGUUUCUGUUCUGGACCAGCGCCGACAUACGGGAGGCGUAUAUCUCGACGGAGAGGUCGUCGAGUUCACUGCCGAGGCUGAGGGCGUGCAGAACUUUUCAGGCGCUAUGAGUUUGUGGCAUGGUGGGAACGGAUACGUCUUCGAGGACUGUAUGCCCGCCGCUCUCACGGUCUCCGUCGGCGAACACCAGGCGAACUGGACCGAGAUCGGGAUAUCGCAGGUUCAAGAUACCGUUGACCUGUUUGCCGCGUACCUCAACCACACCGAUAUCUCGCAGCCGUUGCAGUACACCAUAUACCCUGGGACAGACCUUAAGACCUUCAGGCACAAGAGUAGGAGAAGAAGAACUGAGACGGUCAAGAACGAUGGAGAGGUGUCGGCGGUAUGGGACGACGAGCACGGUGUGUUGGCAGCAGUGUUCUGGAAUGAGGAGGGCGGAGAGGUCCGAUUUGGACAUAGGCAGCAUAAGUUGGAGGUGGAUGGGAACGUGGCGCUCCUCGUUGAUACUCGUCGGGGGACUCUUACAGUGUCCGACCCAUCUCAGAUGCUGCCCUUCGUCAAGAUCUGCUACAACGGCAAGACAUACACCGUGAACUUGCCCACGGAUCCUCUCGCCAUUGGAACCAGCAUAUCACAUCGUUUAUAG
This is a messenger RNA of Peniophora sp. CBMAI 1063, 2397 nucleotides long. The record is from the annotation of a GenBank genome assembly. NCBI's taxonomy places the organism in Eukaryota, Fungi, Basidiomycota, Agaricomycetes, Russulales, Peniophoraceae.